GAUGGCGGCGUCGCGACCACGUGGUUAUUUCAUUAUCACACGAUAUGAGCUUUCAGUUUUCCAGAUUCGUGAAUCGUGAAUUCUGUUCUAUAUGAACUUUAGUCUGACUGUGAAAUCGUCAACCUUAUACAUUUGAGAGCAAUUCUCCACUUUUCAAUAAUUGACUAGAUUAAUCUCUGUAAAAUUGUAUAAUUUCUUCAAAAUUUUGGAGCUGUUUCCACGUGUUUCACGUGUUGCAUAAAAAUAUGGCGAAAUCUUUGUGUGCCAAAAUCGGACCAUCCAUCCUGAACGCCGAUCUAGCUCAACUCUACGAGGAAUCGCAACGUUUGGUUGAUAACGGUGCUGAUUAUCUUCAUCUCGAUGUCAUGGAUGGCCACUUUGUGCCUAACCUCACUUUCGGACAUCCUAUUGUCAAGUGUUUGAGGAACAAGAUCAAACAUGCUUUUUUUGAGACCCACAUGAUGGUUUCGAAUCCAGAACAGUGGAUAGAACCUAUGGCUGAUGCAGGUGUGAAUCAAUACACUUUUCACAUAGAGCCUGUUAAGGAUGUACCAUCAUUGUGUAGAAAAGUCAGAGAGGCAGGAAUGCAGGUGGGUGUUGCACUCAAGCCUGGUACACCUGUGGACGUUGUAGUUGAUUACGUAGACCAAGCUGACAUGGUCCUCGUAAUGACAGUGGAACCAGGAUUCGGUGGGCAAAAAUUCAUGCAAUCAAUGAUGGAAAAAGUUGCAUGGUUGAGAAAAAAUUACCCCUUGUUGGACAUCGAAGUCGAUGGUGGUGUGGGUCCGAGCACAAUUCAAGCUUGUGCACAAGCUGGAGCCAACAUGAUUGUGUCAGGAACAGCUGUAACAGGCUCGGAUGAACCAGCCAAAGUGAUUAGAAGUUUAAGAGACACUGUAAAUAGCUGCAUUAAAAAAUGAUGAAAAUUAACUAUCUUAUGACACACUGUUUACAUACAAAAUUUGUGUAAGUUUAUUAAUUAUAUUCUUAUAAAAAAAACUAACACCUCUUCA
Venturia canescens is the source of this 1013-nucleotide messenger RNA. RefSeq names its product Ribulose-5-phosphate-3-epimerase (gene Rpe). Lineage: Eukaryota; Metazoa; Arthropoda; Insecta; Hymenoptera; Ichneumonidae. Gene Ontology annotation, biological process: pentose-phosphate shunt, non-oxidative branch; pentose-phosphate shunt; carbohydrate metabolic process. The transcript is spliced from 5 exons. The record is from RefSeq and is a predicted model, not a curated record. Bases 246 to 920 code for a protein of 224 amino acids. Gene Ontology annotation, molecular function: D-ribulose-phosphate 3-epimerase activity; metal ion binding. Gene Ontology annotation, cellular component: cytosol.